CUUCUCUGCUGAAUAUAACUAGGUAGUUGUUGGAAAAUAUCUGCCCUGCCUACAUACACUUGUCCAUUUUCCGGAUGGAAAAUGUUAUCUAGGUUCUAUUGUAUUGUAAAAUAAAGGUUAAAUAAAAUAAAACAUUGAUUCAGCAUGGAUUACAGUUGGUUUGUUGAAUGUACCCCAUACGUGGAGAUAGUGAAAGCAACCGCAAUUUGAUUGGUCCCCACAACAUAAUUUUUUUCACCGGCGGGAGCUGUGGAGCAACCAUCACGAAAAAAGCGAGUGCAAAUGAACAGUGGAAACUCAAGAAGUGGGGAGAGUGAAUGGUCAACGAGUGUUAACUCUGCAAGGUGGUUGAUUGGAUUGUAGAUUUACCUUGGAAAUGGACAGUGACAGUGCCAAUGAUGUGCAGGCAGAGCUGGACUCUGUGGAGGCAGAGCUGGAGGUGGUGGAGCUGCAGAUAGCUGAGCUGCUGGAGAAGCAGGCUAGCCUGACCUCCAGGAGGAAACGGCUACUCCGCAAGCUGGAGGAGGCAUGUGACUCCGCCCAGCCCUCUGGAUCCUCCUCAGGCUCUGGAUCUGGCCCUGCAAUGACCAAGCAGGAGCUGCUGCGCUAUGAGAAUGAUGAUUUCUCGUGGUCUACAGAGCUGCAGCAGAAUCUGAAGGAUGCGUUCCAGCUCUCUAAGUUUCGUUCUCUCCAGCUGAAGGCCAUCAACCUUAGUAUGUCUGGUAAAGACCUCUUCCUAGUGAUGCCCACUGGACGAGGGAAAAGCCUCUGCUAUCAGCUCCCUGCAGUCUGCUCUGAGGGUUUCACUCUGGUCGUAACUCCUCUAGUUUCUCUGAUGGAGGAUCAGCUCAUGUAUUUAAAGUCCAUUGACGUUGACGCCGUCUCUCUCAACGCAUCCAGCAGUAAGGAACAUGCUAAAAUGGUCCUAGCGGGGAUGACGGACACCAAAUCGCUUUUCAAGCUGCUGUAUGUGACUCCAGAGAAGAUAGCGAAGAGCAAGCUGCUGAUGUCGAGGCUGGAGAAGGCCUACAACGCAGGAAGGCUUAGCCGUAUUGCUGUGGACGAGGUGCACUGCUGCAGCCAGUGGGGACACGACUUCAGACCUGACUACAAGCUCCUGGGGAUCCUGAAGAGGCAAUUCCCAAAGGUUCCAUUGCUAGGGCUGACUGCCACAGCAACCAGCAGUGUUCUAAAGGACUGUCAGAAGAUCCUGUGUGUCCCUGAGCCAGUCACACUCACUGCCUCCUUCAACCGCACCAACCUCUACUACGAGGUACUUCUUAAAGACUCUAACAGUGUUGAUUCAAUCAGUGACAUUUCAGCACUGAUCAAGGAGAGAUAUAAGGACCAGUCAGGGAUAGUGUACGUGUUUUCCCAGAAGGAUGCAGAAACGGUGUCAACAGACCUACAGAAGAAAGGCAUCAAUGCAUAUCCAUACCACGCUAACAUGAAUCCAGAGGACAAGUCACGGGUUCACCGCAAAUGGGCCAACAACAAGAUCCAGGUGGUGGUAGCAACUGUGGCGUUUGGGAUGGGGAUCGACAAGCCUGACGUCAGAUUUGUCAUCCAUCACACCAUCAGCAAGUCCAUAGAGAACUACUAUCAGGAGAGCGGACGAGCAGGCAGAGACGAUAAGCCGGCUGACUGCAUUGUGUACUUUGGCUUCAACGACAUCUUCAGGAUCAGCACCAUGGUUGUCAUGGAGAAUGUAGGACAACAGAAGCUGCUGACCAUGGUCGACUACUGUCAGAACGUAGACAGGUGUCGGCGCUCAGUGAUCGCUGUUCACUUUGAUGAGGUUUGGGAUAAUGAAGGAUGCAACAAGAUGUGUGAUGUCUGUCGCCGUGGCAAUGACUACAUCACGAUGGACAUCACGCAGCAUGCUAAAGAUGUGGUCCAGAUUGUGGAGCUGGCGGGCUCUCUGGACGAGAAGCUGACCCCCCUGAAGGUGACUGAGGCGUGGAUGGGGAAGGGUCCGGCCAAACGCAGGAAGAUGAUCCAGACCACCACCUUGUCUCGCCUGGAGGUGGAGGCCAUCAUCACAAGCCUAUUGCUGCAGGGAUAUCUCAGUGAAGACUUCAGUUUCACUCCAUACACUACCUACUUCUACCUGAAGCUGGGUCGUAAGGCCCCAAUGCUGAAGAACCAGAGUCACUCCAUCACCAUGAAGAGGAGGAGGACAGGCCUGGAAGCAAACACGGUAAAAGUGUCCCAGGUAAAGACCAAAGCAGGAAAGAGAUCUGAUGACAAUGCUACAAACUCCCCUGUCAGCAAGAAAGUCAAGAAAGACCUCUAGUGCCCUUCUGAAGAUGCCAAAGAAAAAGAGGACCAAUUAGCUGGUGGAGCUAAAGAGGUGGUGGUGACCUCCCAGUCCCCUCCUCCCGUUGCCCCCAACGACAGCAGCACUCCCCCUCCCAGACACAACAAACUGAUCAAGAUGCGUAAAGAGCAGCAGAAUCUGGCCAGGAAACUAGUCGAGAACCAUGACCAGACAGAAAGCCAGACACGGGAGGACCAGAAUGACCCUGCUGCUGCCCAGCCCACUGCCAUUGAAGUAGAAGUAGAGAUCAAUAUUGUAGAGAAAGUUAAUGACAGCGAAUCCCCAUUACCGCCAUUAAAACGCAAUUCUAAACUUAAAUCAACAACCCCUCAAAAGAAGCGGAGGAAACCCUGUACUGCUGCUCUUGCUACAGUCCUAGCUCCCUCAGAAGCUGUGUUUACAGACUCUGAACACCAGAGGCCAGCAUUAGUCAACUCUCCCUCCCAGGUCUCCAUCAUCUCCGAGGCUGCAGUGGAGGAGCUCUGUGACCUGAGGAACUACUACAGCAAACAGCUGAGGCAGAUAAACGACAUUUCCCAUGAGUACUUGCAGAAUCAGGGGUGCUGGCCUGUAUCAGAGAGCCACUAAAGAGCCUGCACCUCCCCCGUGGCUCAACCGUCGCCCGGACGGCACGCAACCUGUGGAACCGAGUCAGCUCCAGAAGGAAACUCAUGCAAAGAUGACCAUUGACCUUCCCUGGGACAGUUGCCGUUCAAAUAUGGACACUCCUGUAUCUCUCUUUUCCAGGUUUCAUGUUGCCAGACCUAGAGCCCUGGGGCAGACAAGUCUACUUUUUUUUGUAACACCUGUUCUAUUUUUCUGGACUGAGAGAAUAUCCCCAUCCAAGUUAAUUUGAGAUUGUAAUAUUUUACUGUUGGAUCAAUACCACUUGUUCGCCUAAGAUAAAGAAUGAAGAGAUGGUUUUGUUUUGGAUAAACUUACCACACAUGAACUGAAAGGUUUGUUUGAACUGAAGAAUGUUUUCACAAUGUAUUAUUUGUAACUUUAAAAAAUAUUAGAACAUUACCUAAUCUAUCUAACAGCCACAAUGUGCACGCUUGUGAAUUUGAUUCGCUCUAAUACGUUUUAUAAUACUGCGCUGCAGCUUUGAGAAGGUCCAUUCACAUUUGUGGAGCACAGUAUAAUCUUUAGCUAUCAUUAAUAAACAUUGAUUUAAAAUAAAAAUGUUUCAUGUGACCAUUUCAA
This is a messenger RNA of Oncorhynchus gorbuscha (pink salmon), 3526 nucleotides long. Its product is annotated as ATP-dependent DNA helicase Q1-like. The transcript has 15 exons. The record is from RefSeq and is a predicted model, not a curated record. Gene Ontology annotation, molecular function: nucleic acid binding; ATP binding; 3'-5' DNA helicase activity. Gene Ontology annotation, biological process: double-strand break repair via homologous recombination; DNA replication. Gene Ontology annotation, cellular component: chromosome; cytoplasm. NCBI's taxonomy places the organism in Eukaryota, Metazoa, Chordata, Actinopteri, Salmoniformes, Salmonidae. The coding region runs from base 377 to 2296 and encodes 639 amino acids.